GAAGCAAAUGCCGUCAGGCAUUUAAUGUUAGGUGGUUGUAUUUGACUAUUUAUUGAAUUGGCACUACUGGAAGUUUCACAUACGUCUUCAAAUCCAAUCUACAAAUUAUGCUCGUUUUUAUGGCCAAAUCUUCCAAAUAUAACAUUUACAAAGGCAUUGGUUUCUACUUUGUAGACUAUUACUGUGAAACAUUUUCACUAAGUAUAAUACCUUAUAGAAAAACUAUAGGGAUGUUGACUAUAUUUUUAAGGUUUUUACACUUACUGUCAUUCAUAUACAUCAGCUUGCACAAAAUAUGGGGGUAACGUUAUCAAUUACAUGAUCAGUAAAUUCUGGUGCUUUAGAAGCCUUUCUGUCUAAAACCCAAGGAUAACCUGCUCUAAAAAAACCAACUCGAAUUCGGAUAAGCAAGAGACGCACCCAGUGAGACAUGACAUCAAAGUGGAAUAAAAACACCACCAAUAGGUUUUUGAAUAUCCGCCAUUUUCAAAGGAUAAGUGCUGUGCUUUUAAACUUGGCCUUUUUC
This is a messenger RNA of Mucor mucedo, 526 nucleotides long. RefSeq lists its product as uncharacterized. The transcript is spliced from 2 exons. Lineage: Eukaryota; Fungi; Mucoromycota; Mucoromycetes; Mucorales; Mucoraceae. The record is from RefSeq and is a predicted model, not a curated record. Bases 108 to 305 code for a protein of 65 amino acids.